Molecule: messenger RNA, 3773 nt
Organism: Pantherophis guttatus
Lineage: Eukaryota; Metazoa; Chordata; Lepidosauria; Squamata; Colubridae
Gene: MEF2B
Product: myocyte enhancer factor 2B
Biological process (GO): cell differentiation; heart development; positive regulation of transcription by RNA polymerase II
Molecular function (GO): RNA polymerase II cis-regulatory region sequence-specific DNA binding; DNA-binding transcription factor activity, RNA polymerase II-specific; histone deacetylase binding
Source: RefSeq, a predicted model, not a curated record
UUAAUGCGCUUUGCAAAAAAUAUAAUAUAGUUUUGUUUCGUUUCUCUUAGCGCUUUGCGAUUAACGCAAUGCUGUUUGCAAAAAGAGAAGUUUAUCCGGCACUGGCGACGGAGUUUCGGCAGAGCCUUUGCUGCUGAAGGAGGGAGUUUUGUGCUGAAACGCGAGCGGUAACUCACCUGAGCGCAGGUGUGCAAAAGGGAAGCUCUUUCACCCCCCCACCCACCCACCCGGACUGCAAUGGGCCGAAAAAAGAUACAGAUUAGCCGAAUCUUGGACCAACGGAACCGGCAAGUCACUUUCACCAAGAGAAAAUUCGGGUUGAUGAAAAAGGCCUAUGAGUUGAGCGUCCUUUGUGACUGUGAAAUCGCCCUGAUCAUUUUCAACAGCACCAACAGGCUCUUCCAGUAUGCCAGCACAGACAUGGACAAGGUUCUGCUGAAGUACACGGAGUACAGCGAGCCCCACGAGAGCCGAACCAACUCGGAUAUUCUGGAGACCCUGAAACGAAAAGGUUUGGGCUUCGAAGGUGCAGAAAUGGAUCUCGUAGAUGCUUUGGACCCAGCUGAGAAACUGAGGCAGCUUGAUGAAGGCAUGGACCUUAGAUUAGUCCGGCCAAAACUUAGUUCGGCCGCUUCCCUGUCUAGCCUCGAGGGGGCAUCCAUGGGAACUCCCCCAUCCGGAGGUGAAGGUGGGGCAAGCAAUUCAGGCGAAUCUCCUGUUCAACAGAGCCGUCUUCAGCAGUUCAAGCCAACUCUUCCCAAGCCAGCCUUCCCUUCGGUGCGAUCCCCAGCAACCCUUGGACCAGGUAUCGGGUACUCAAUCUUCUCCCAUAGCAACCUCAGCCGGGUGUUGUCGAGCAAAACGCCUCCUCCGCUCUACCUGGGGUCUGACUCCCGUCGGGUGGAAGGACAGCUUUCUGCAAGCAGGAACAAUCUAGCAUCCACUCGCCCGUUGUAUCCUGGGCUUCAGAACCUGGCUCCCGUAUUGCCCGCUGGAAGUCUCCCUGGACGUGGGCUACCAGGAUACCCCUUCCUCUCCUCCACCCCAUCAGAAUAUACUUUGGGGGAAAGCACCCCACACCCCUUCGGCUUCCAAGGAAACACCACGGCGGCUUGGCAUCACCGAGAAUAUCCAAUGCCGGGAACAGCAAGUCGGAUUUGUGACCAGGCUUCCCUAGUCCCCAGCUCACCCUCCUUGCACACCCAAAUCAGUGUGAAGUCGGAGCGGGCCUCCCCCACAGCCAGCUGUUCCUCGGCUGUCCCCCAGCUCUCCACAUCUGUGCGUUCCAACCUCUGCAAUGUCCCCACGGACCUCCCCUCUCAGGAAGAUUAUAUCAAGGGCUAUCAUUACUCGUUCCUUCUUUCCCGGCCUCCGUCAGAAGAACCGAAGCAAUCCAGUGUUCCCUCCCAUCGCCUGCCGGUGUCUGCCGCAGAGGAGUGGCAGAAGUAACCUGGAGGCUCGGCUUGUUCACGCAUGUGCUCAGUGGAGGUGGCUGUAUGUAGGCGUACGGGCAAGAGGGAAGGAGUGAAUGCCAAUCACCUGCGUUCACCUAUCGAUCAUAAUAGGGCCAAAGUAGGGAAACGACUGAUUGCAGAAUCGUACAUGCAGGAAAAGCCUCCCCAGAAAAGAAAAAAAUCAGUUGGUAGAACAGAGAGCAGGUUAUUGGCAGCAGAUUUGAAAGUCCUCAACUUACAACCAUUCAUUUACAGGUAGUCCUCGACUUGCAGCCAUUUGUUUAGCGACACACUGAAAAAAGUGACUUAUGACGGGUCCUUGCCCUUAUAACCAUUGCAGCAUUCCCCACAGUCAUGGGGAAGGAGCCUUGGUAGUACAGUGGUCUAAAGCACCCUGUUAUUAACAUUCAGCUGCCUGCAAUUACUGCAAGUUCGAAUCUCCCCAGGCUCAAGGUUGACUCAGCCUUCCAUCCUUUCUAAGGUAGGUAAAUUGAGGACCCAGUUUGUGGGGGCAAUAAGCUGACUUUGUAUAAAUAUACAAAAGGAUGAAGGCUAUUGCUGAGCACAUUGUAAGCCGCCCUGAGUCUCCGGAGAAGGGCAGCAUAUAAAUCAAAUUAAAAAAAAAAAAAUGUGAUCAAAAUUUGAGUGCCCAGCAACUAGCAUGCAUUUAUGAUGGUUGCAGAAUCCUGAAGUCUCAUAAUCACCAUUUGUGACCUUCCCGGCCCGGCUUCCAACAAGCAAAGACAGUGAGGGAAGCCAAAUUCCCUUCACGAUUGCAUGGUUCACUUCGAUGUGAUUUGCUUAACGACCGUGGCACAAAAGGCCAUAAAGUUGGGUAUGACUCACUUAUACCAACUGCCUAGCUUAGCAAUGGAAAUUCUAGUCUCGGAUGUGGUCAUAAGUUGAGGACUAUCUCUAUAUGAAGUAGAAUUAAGCUGUUGAAGUAUCUUAUCAAUUUAAAAAGAGCUGCACAACUUCUCAAAUCCCUAUGUACAAACAAAUCUUCCUCUGUCCACAGGUAACUCCUGCCGUGUUUCCCUGAAAAUAAGACCCGGUUUUAUAUUUUGGGGGGGCUGCAAAAUAAGCAGUAGGUCUUAUUUUCAGGGGGUGUCUUCUUUUUUUCCCCAUAUUUAGGAGGCCCACUUCUUCUGCUUGCUCGCGGCCGCAAUGGGGCAGGAGGCUGUGCGGUGUGCCAGUGUCACCGCCACAAUGCAGGGGGAGGUGGAGUGCCCCAUGCGCCCCACACCGACUUACCACAGGGCCCCGCAACCAGGCCAUCCAAGUCCCAACAACUGCCUCGUGAUGGCAGCUCCAUCCAGCAGGAUGCCACAUAGCCACCGACCCACUUCUUCUGCUUGUUCACAGUCGCAACAGAGCAGGCAAGGCAAGAGACGGUGGGAUGGAGUGGGCAGGUGGCCGCGGGAGGCUAGUCUUCAUAUCACUUGGCUUUCAUGCAGCCCACGCGGCACUGCCUUUCCCCCGCACCUCUGCCUUCAUCUGCUGUCAUGCGAAGAUGAGCUUCCGGCAGGCACCCGGCCUCUCCAGCCUACCGACUCUUGGCUUUCCCACAUGCUGUGUGGCGCAUCCGGAUCGCAUGCCUCUCCCUUGCCUCUGCAUCGUGCUUGGACAGGUAAUCAACUCACCUGCAUUGUGCAGGCUGCGGCUGCUGUCGGACACCAUUGGCCCCCAUGCUCUCACCACCUCCAGUGCUGGUCGCAACCCUCCGCUGAUGACCUUAACUAGAGCUUACUUUUUGGGGUAGGGUUUAUAUUAUGAGCACGCUAAAAAUCAGGCUAGGGCUUAUUUUGCGGGUAGGUCUUAUUUUUGGGGAAACACGGUACCUGUUUUUUCAACCUUACUACACGCAUUGUGACCCUAGUUACAAUGUAAGGCUUUGCCAGACCCCAGGAGGUUGCCAACCCCUGUAAUUAGACACGGCACUUUGUUCAUGAUCAGAAGCAAUCUUGCCAUUUAAAAAAAAAAAAGCAUUUCUAAGGAUUCACGCAGACCUCUUGACAAGAGGGUCAAAGACGCUUUUGAGAGAUCUUUCAGGCUCAUUUUCCUGCUUUUUCACUGACAGUUUUGUGCGUUAGGGAACUUUGGUGGAUGGCGGCAAAUGUCUGCAGAUCCCAAACGUGUCACUUUUUAUGCUUCUCUGAUAAAUAGCUUGAGGGAUGGAUUUGCAGUGUCAGAGCCAAUGCAAAAUGGACGUUUUUGGUGCCCGAGCGAUUGAGAACGUGGCAUCUGCAUAUGGAGAGGUAGACCAUUUUUAAAGGUUUGCAUUCCAGUUGGAAAUAAAAAUAAACGCCUUUCAAAUAA